UUUGCUAGUUACGUUUCCCAGAAGGCAUAACGAUAGUUACUGCAUUAUUGUACACAAUCAUCAUGGCGUCUCAGGAUGGAAGUGAAGGCAUCGUAACGAAAACUGAAGAUGGUCUAGAAUUACAUUAUGGGAAUGCAGACAAAGAUGGGAAACCGGCAGCCUGCGAGCCAGUUCCUCGAAAAGACGGCGAAACACCCGUCAGCAAUGGGGGAGAAAUUAAUGACGGGAAAGAAAUGGUCGACUUGAAGAUUAUUUGGAACAAGAACAAGUACGAUUUAAAAAUUUCUCUGGAUGGAACAGGAGCCCAUUUGAAAGAGAGAAUUAAUUCCCUUACAGGUCUUCCACCUGCUAUGCAAAAAGUGAUGUACAAGGGAUUACUGCCUGAGGACAAGACCCUACGUGAAAUCAAAGUAACAAACGGUGCGAAAAUAAUGGUUGUUGGAUCAACAAUUAAUGAUGUAUUAGCAGUCAAUACACCGAAAGAAAUGAUUCAACAAGAAGUAAAAGCUGAGGAAAAUAAAAAAGAACCUUUAUGUCGACAAAAACAACACAGGAAAGUUCUGGAUAAAGGAAAACCUGAAGACAUUAUGCCCUCCCUAAAAGGAACCAAGGAACGUUUACCUACUGUGCCUUUAUCUGGGAUGUACAAUAAAUCAGGUGGAAAAGUGCGGCUCACCUUCAAACUGGAACAAGAUCAACUUUGGAUUGGAACCAAGGAAAGAACAGAGAAGAUUCCAAUGGGAUCCAUUAAGAAUGUGGUGACUGAACCAAUUGAAGGUCAUGAGGACUAUUACAUGAUGGCAUUUCAGUUGGGUCCAACAGAAGCUUCUCAGUAUUGGGUAUAUUGGGUACCUGCACAAUAUGUUGAUGCAAUCAAAGACACAGUCCUGGGAAAGUGGCAAUAUUUUUAAAUGUGCCUCCUUUCUUGAUAAUGAAGAACUGGCAUACAGAACAAAAAUAAAGUAAACAAACUAUCAGUGACAAUGAAGACAGAGACCAUCUGAGGAAACAUCAUGGAGAACUUUAAUGUUUAGGCUGAUGAAAUGAAAGAAAAAAAACAAACAAACUGAAGGAUACCAUUGAAUUGACACUGUGUUUUGUUUUGACUUUAUUCUUGAUAAUUAUGUUGCUGUAUCCCCUUUUACUGGCCUAUUUCACUGUAUGUUUU
This is a messenger RNA of Megalops cyprinoides (Indo-Pacific tarpon), 1168 nucleotides long. RefSeq names its product ubiquitin domain-containing protein UBFD1-like. Bases 63 to 911 code for a protein of 282 amino acids. Gene Ontology annotation, molecular function: RNA binding; cadherin binding. Lineage: Eukaryota; Metazoa; Chordata; Actinopteri; Elopiformes; Megalopidae. The transcript is spliced from 7 exons. The record is from RefSeq and is a predicted model, not a curated record.